CAGGUCUUGGCGGGAGUUUCGUGGACAAGGUGGGCGCCGAGGGCGGCGCCAUGGCCCAGCGGUGGCGGGUGCGGUCCCCUGGGCGUGCGGGUGCAAGAUAUUCAAAGAACGCUUUAGGAAGAACACAUUCCGUGAAAGAUAAAGCUGGUCAAAAGCACAAGCAUACUGAUGUGUUUGAUUUUCCUGAUAAUUCUGAUACCUCAAGCAUUGGCAGACUGGGUGAAAAUGAGGAAGAUGAAGAACUUUUUGAAACCUUUGAUCCUCCUUUACACAGCACUGCUAUAUAUGCUGAUGAAGAAGAAUUCUCCAAACAUUGUGGAUCAUCUAUCCCUUCGAUCUCUCAAGGAAAAGAAGCAAAAAGAAGUGUGAACACUUCUGAAAAUGAAGCAAAUGAAAAUGAAUCUGUAGAAAUCCGUGCAAAAAAGCCAGCAGGAAAACUGAAACCCAUUAGUGAUGAAUCUGAAAGCAGUGAAAAAGGUAAUAUCAGAAGAAAAGUUAAAUCAGCAGAGAGAAUAAGUACACAACAACAUGAAGCUAUUCCAACUACAGCAUCUUCAGAACUUUCAGAAAAAAGAGUUGAAUCGGUCAUUACUAUUGCCCAGUCCUCUGUUGGAAAAGAGACCCUGGCAACAGACAAUCAUCUGAAAACUCAGAAAAAAGGGAAGAUGUCUUGUGGCAAAAAGAAGAAAUCAAGAAGUGAAGCUGUAGACUCAGAUUUUUCCAACAGUGUGCAUCUUUGGUGUCUAAAAGAAAAGAAAAUCAGUGACAUCAUGGAGUUAGAUGUUGUUCUGUCUGCAUUUGAGAAAACCGUCCUGGACUAUAAGCAAAGAAUAGAAUCUAGAAUUUGUAAGGAAGCUGUCAACAAAUUUUACUUUGAUAUUAAAAAAGAACUCAUCAAAAUGCUUAAAGAAGUCCAGAUGUUGAAAAAUCUGAAAAGGAAGAAUGCUAAGAUGAUUUCAGACAUUGAAAAGAAAAGGCAGCGUUUAAUUGAAGUCCAAGGUGAACUGCUUCGGUUAGAACCACAGCUGAAACAACUGCAAACAAAGUAUGAUGAACUUCAGGAGAGAAAGUCUUCCCUUAGGAAUACAGCAUAUUUCUUAUCUAAUUUAAAACAGCUUUAUCAAGAUUACUCAGAUGUUCGCAAGAAAGAACCAAACGUAAAGGAAAAGUAUGAUUCAUCCAGCCUUCCAGCUCUGUUAUUUAAAGCAAGAACCCUUUUGGGAGCUGAAAACCAUCUGCAAAACAUCAACCAUCAAUUAGAAAAGCUCCUUGACCAGGAAUGAGAAGACCAGCCUACUAAAAUGUGCCUAUCUAGUCUGUUAUCUUCUGAAACUGUACUUUUGUAAAUAAAAAUCUUUUCACAAAAAGUAUUGUCAAAA
Messenger RNA from Cynocephalus volans (Philippine flying lemur), 1379 nucleotides. It is a transcript of the gene CENPU, whose product is annotated as centromere protein U. The record is from RefSeq and is a predicted model, not a curated record. Gene Ontology annotation, cellular component: nucleus. NCBI's taxonomy places the organism in Eukaryota, Metazoa, Chordata, Mammalia, Dermoptera, Cynocephalidae. The transcript has 13 exons. Bases 51 to 1283 code for a protein of 410 amino acids.